Molecule: messenger RNA, 2740 nt
Organism: Pygocentrus nattereri (red-bellied piranha)
Lineage: Eukaryota; Metazoa; Chordata; Actinopteri; Characiformes; Serrasalmidae
Gene: vtna
Product: vitronectin a
Exons: 8
Coding region: 58-1497 (479 amino acids)
Biological process (GO): cell adhesion mediated by integrin; immune response; cell-matrix adhesion
Molecular function (GO): extracellular matrix binding; polysaccharide binding; scavenger receptor activity
Source: RefSeq, a predicted model, not a curated record
AGCAGGCCUCAUCAGCCAGUAGUUCCUCAGAGCUCCCAUCAACUCUCUCUGACAGACAUGAGGCCGGAGCUUGUACUACUGCUAGUACUGCUAGCCACUGGUCGGGCUGCAGAGGAGUCUUGUAUUGAGCGGUGUGAGAAUGGCUUUAAUGCAACAAAACGGUGCCAGUGCGACUCCAUGUGCACAUACUACCAGAGCUGCUGCAGUGAUUAUGAGUCUGUCUGCCGUAUUAGAGCUCGUGGAGACACCUUCCCAGCUUUUCCUGAGGAUGAGGAGAACAGCACAGCGGUGAUACCUACACUCAGCACUGAGAGCAGGAGUCCAGUCUCCCUACGCCCUUCUCCUACUCAAAAACUCACUCUAUUCGGUACAGUCAUACCAACCCCUGACCCUGAUGCUGAGGUGUGCAGUGGAAGACCAUUUGAUUCUUUCAUGCAGCUCAAAAAUGGCUCAAUCUAUGCCUUCAGAGGAAAGUAUUUCUUUGAGCUGGAUGAGAAGUCAGUGUUGCCAGGUUACCCAAAGCCCAUUGAAGACAUUUGGGGAAUAAAAGGUCCUAUAGAUGCAGCAUUCACACGCAUAAACUGCCAAGGAAAGACCUACAUCUUCAAGGGUAACAAGUACUGGAGGUUCGACAAUGGAGUCCUAGAUGAAGAUUUUCCGAGGGAUAUCUCUGUGGGUUUUGAAAAAGUACCAGAUCACUUGGAUGCUGCCUUUGCCAUCCCUGCUCACAGCCACCAUGGCAAAGAGAAGGUUUACUUUUUUAAAGGUGACCGGUAUUAUCAGUAUGAGUUUAAACACCAGCCGUCCCACGAGGAAUGCAUUCAGCUGUACAUGAGUUCCCCUUCUGCACUCUUCAGCCGAUACACAGACCUAUACUAUGACCGCUGGACAGAGCAUUUCAACCAACUCUUCAGUGGAUUUCAAAGUCAUCACGGCACCCAUCAUUUCAUCGAUAAGGACUGGAUUGGUAUCAAAUCCCCAGUGGAUGCUGUGCUGGCUGGAAGGCUAUAUGUAUCUCCUAGACAUUUACAACGGCCCAGUAGGAGGCGCCAGGAUGAUGACCAGCAGUGGGGUCAACAAGGGGGCCAACAAUGGGACCAGCAGUGGGACCAGCAGUGGGGUCAACAGUGGGGCUCCAGACGCAGACAGAACCGAUCUCCAUACUGGGACACUAUAGCAGAGAGGGGUAUCAGCAUUGGACAGGUUGCUCAGAGGUUUGGACAAGAACGCUGGAGAGACCAAGACAGGCGAAGGAAUGGCUAUCGACGGCAGUAUGACUACGAUUAUGACUACAGAUACAGCCCGUCUGAGGAUGUGGUCUUUGACAUACUGCGUAGGAGGCAACCUUUACAGAGUGUCUACUUUUUUAAAGGAGAUCAGUACUACAGGGUAGAUUUGAAGACUAAGCGAGUUGACCGCGUCUUUCCUCCAUACCCAAGAUCUAUUGGCAAAUACUGGCUGGGCUGUCCAGACAAACCAGGAGCAGAGAAAAGAUGAGUCUGUCUGUAAAACUCUGGACUGUGUAGUCCUUGUAGUUAGGAGCAGAGAGUAAUAUACAUGAAAAGUUUCAUGAAAGGCAAAUGUAAAGCAGCAUAGUAUGCAUAACAUAAUAGCAUAUGCACUGUGUUCAAUCUGAGUAGAUUUCCAAAUCCUGAUUUAAAUUUAUGUUCUCCACAAAUAUCACAUUUAAACAAAUUUCCCCUUACCUCAGCUGUCAUGUAUCAUGUCAUGUGCUGAAUCUAUAAGGCUAAUGAAGCCAAUAAGUAAGCUAAGGGGAUUUGUACAGUAUUGUAUGAUAAGUCAGAAGCGAUUCAGAUCAAGAAAUUGUUUCAGAUUGAUUUGUGUAUUAAAUUUUUUUAAACAUAAUCUUCUUACUACUUAUUACUUACUUAAAUAAUGUCUUUUAAGAUGAACAUGUGAUCAUAUAGUCAUGCAGUUUGCACAAUGUUAUCCUUACAUUAGCCUUACGUUAGCGUUGUAGCUCCAUUUUAAAAGUAAAGAAGCACAUAGAGGAACUGGAACAUGUCUAGGCUGAUGAGGUAAUUGGAAAACUUCACCACACUGCACAACUACAAACUGUGCCAUCCCUUUAACUAAUAUUCUUGGGAUUUUUCUUCUUUGAAAGAAAUUCAGUAAAACUGAAAGCAGUACACCUUUGGUUGAGAUUGUGUGACUUGCAGUCAUAUGUAUGAACUCCAACAUCCAAUCCAGGAGACCAGGCCCUGCCUAUUCUUCUAGACACAGAUGUACUAGAUUUGGCCGGUGCAAACAGGUCAACUCAUAGGCAUGGUGUAAAGUCCACUCUGUAAUCUGUACUAACUGAUUGCAACUCCUGUUAAUACUUUUGCCCAUUCGGGACUAUUUUUUGCUAUUAGUAGUUAUGAAUUAUCAUUCCAGAUCUACAUUUGUUUUUGAGACCAUUCUUUAGCCACAUAAAGGUUAUAUAUUUAUAUAUUUAGGGUAGCCUUUACUGGCAAAUAAUUACUUCCUGCCUCACCUUUCACUGAGUGAAAAAUUAUUUAGAUUCAGGCCAUUGACAAGGAACAUGAUAUGCUAUAGAAUUACCAUAUAUUUUCCAAAAUUAUCAUAUUUGACCUGGUGAGCAAGUUGCAAGACAACAUGUAUAAUUGACAACAUGUAACAUGUCUGCAAGCAUGCCAAAGUAAAUACUACUUGUCUAUUAGUGUCUAUUAAUGUGUCUUUCUGAUCACAUAACAAUAAAACAUGCAGCAAUACUAUU